CAAACCUUUCGUACAAUCAGUUCAGUUGAUCCCAAGAUAUGGCGCAACAGUUGACACAUUUGAUGGCAUCACUCGUCACCACAGAUGACGGCAAUGAAGACAAAGACAUUCAACAGCCGAAGAUUUACGCGAAGGACUCAAUGGACAGAUUCGGUGAUGACAUGUAUGGACUCAUAUUAUCGUAUCUCUCACUCGAAGAUCGGUUUCGAUUGGAAUGUAUGUCGAAACAGUUCCAGAGGACAGUCUUCGCGAGUGUUGUGGACAUCGAACUCAAUGAUCAACUCAUUAGAAAAAUCCUUAAAACAAAGACAACAUUCACUCAAACGAUGGAAACAAUUGCCAAAAAGUUUCCAAACAUUCAGACCAUUGACUGUCGAGGAAUGAUAUGUAAUAACAAUGGUUUGCAGAUAUUUCACGACAAUUGCCGGUAUUUGCGGCACAUUUACUGCAAUAUGCGUUCAAAUCGUUAUCAACUGAUCCCAAAGUUAAGACCUCUGGUCACCAGAAUUAAUGGAGUUUCGACUAAACAAUCGCUCACGAAUUACCACCGAUUGUCUCAUUUGUCGGUCACUUUUAUAGACAACGUAUUUGACCAGAAUUUCGGACUAAUGGCGAAGAAUUUGUUGGGUUUUGAGUUCACAUUUAAACUGAAAAACUUUAACAAUCAAUUGUUAUCCCGAUUCGUGGCCGAGAAUCAGUCCCUCAGAUAUCUUGUCAUAAAAGAGAUCAAAUUCAAUACUCGGGAGACACUCAACGAACUGACCGAACAAUUGUCACGAUUACCACAAUUACGGCGAUUGAGACUUGAAUUCCAGGCGUUUCCCAAACACUACCCUUUGGCCGACUCUUUGCGUACAAUUGGCGUGAAUUGUAAACAAUUGAAACGAUUGUCACUCGUAUUGAACUCUCAAACCACUCAAAUCAAAGUCUCGACAUUGGAUUCACUGGAAGUGUUUCGACAAUUGAAACGCUUUGAUUUAACGAUCGAUUCUCAAUGGUUUAGUCAAAGGAUUUCGGGCCAAAGAUUGACGUAUUGA
Messenger RNA from Medioppia subpectinata, 1037 nucleotides. The record is from the annotation of a GenBank genome assembly. Lineage: Eukaryota; Metazoa; Arthropoda; Arachnida; Sarcoptiformes; Oppiidae.